GUGCGCCCUUCCCUUCUCCUCUGAGAGCCAUCACAGCUCGCCAAUGCCGCACGCGAGUCAGCAGGACCUCAUCCUUCGGGCGCUGCCACAGAUUCAUCGUGGCACAUGAAAAUAAGUCCUGUCCAUGAGAAGGACCAGGACCGAGAGCGCCGACAAUGAUCACCAUCACACGACUUGCCCGCCAGCAAGACGCCGAGGCCGUAGUUCAAUUAUCGCAGCGAGUUCAAGCCGCUCUUGCGGCAUCCGGGAGUUUGCAGCAUCUCAGGGCUGUAAAGGUAGAGCAAAUAUCGGAAGAGAUUGGAAGGCAUGAGUGCUUCAUCUUAGAAGAUCAAUUGACUGCACAGAUUAUUGGCGCUGCGAGCACGGGAGCAAUACAACAUGACUACUAUCCAGUGGCUGUCAAUUUCUCCUUGAGCAACUAUUGCAAGCCCUGGAUUUACCUCUACUCUGUCAUGCUCGACCCUAAUCACCAAGGUCGUGGUCUUGGUAGGGGUUUCAUUGGGGACUAUGUCAAACACCUAGAAGAAGUUUUUGGCGGGGGCACAAUCAUUCUCGAUUGCUGGGCUGGCAACUCCAAACUGCGAGAUUUCUACAUCCGAUCUGGUUUCACGUUUGCAGCCAUUGUGCCAGAAAACGAUUAUGAGGUGGCAGUCUUCUAUCGAGAAUUGUCCAAUCAGUUCUCAGGAAAUCGGAAUGCAUCGGAAGACCGACAGCUUCUUGCGUAUGAUGUCCCAAGCGCUCCUAUGAUAUCCAGAAUCCCAUUCGCUGCAUGACAACGUGGGAAUCCUUGAUAAGGAGUCAGAGAACUAAGCACCACUGCAGGAACACAAUGCGAACUUGGAUGAUUUUCUGUAGUAGGGAGAAGUGUAGUGCUAGAGUAGAUGCUGAAAUGAAAAAGGAAUGAUUUCGAGCUUC
Messenger RNA from Pseudocercospora fijiensis CIRAD86, 915 nucleotides. RefSeq lists its product as uncharacterized. Gene Ontology annotation, molecular function: acyltransferase activity, transferring groups other than amino-acyl groups. Lineage: Eukaryota; Fungi; Ascomycota; Dothideomycetes; Mycosphaerellales; Mycosphaerellaceae. Bases 156 to 773 code for a protein of 205 amino acids. The record is from RefSeq and is a predicted model, not a curated record. The transcript has 2 exons.